UGCCAAACCAUCGUAAACCUUAUGUCCUAUACCACCUGCCACGUUAAAUGACACCCACACUUAUGGAUGUUGUCACGUCAUGUCUUAAUGUACAUACAUUGAUGAGCAAAUAAAUAAAUAUCCUACCUCGCAUUUUCGUCAACGAAUACGAAAGUUGUUCUUUUUUUUUUCUUUUCCCUCCUCAACUAGAAUCUAAAACUGCAUCUGCUGCAAAGCAAACUCAACCCCCUUGUGUCCCCGUUAAUUGGAUGAAGGCUUGUUAUAACUUGACUGAUAGACAUUACGCUCUGAAACUUUUAAUUCGAACACAGUUUAUUUGAGUUAUUUUUUUUAUCAAUUUAUAUGUUUUAUUAAAAUUCUUUUUUAAAUGUGAAUCUGAGCUAGUAUAUUAGAAGUAAAUCUGAAGCUGUAAAUGUGAAACACCACAAUGCCUAAAGUUGGUGUCGCAGAAAGGAUUAUAUUGACAAUCGUAACCACGUGGAUUUUUGUUAUGCCCGGAAUGAUGAAGCACGCCUCCAGUGGCAUUGAUCCAAUUUUGAAGCAUAUGUGUUCUGCUGUUUAUGGAGAAAAAUUUUGGAAAGAUCUGAUAGAGUGCAGUGUUGUGUUGAAUAAAGCGUUUUUCACUGCAUUGAACGCAUGUAUUCCUACAUCUACAGAAAUACAGACUGAAAACACCCGAAGAUAUAUCUGUGGAACACCUGAAAAAUGGACAAAAAUGAUGGAAUGUGUUAAUAUGCAACUCAUUGAAAUUGUUGAUGAAAAAGACCCUUACAUGGAACUAAAUCCCGGGUUGCCAUACACAACAUGUGUCACUGUGCUCAUCAACGAAGCUGAAUAUUCACUUAGAACUGGAGUACCCUUUCUUCAGGAUAACGAAACAAAGACUGCAUGAGAAAUGCACUUAAUUCAAAAGCCAGCUAAUAGUCAUAUUAGCAUUGAGUCCUAUUUAAAGAGAUUGGAAUGAGAUUUCGAACAAUGCUUUUCAUUAUGUAUAAGGAUUGAAAUGUAGAUUGCAGUAUCCUCCAUGGAUUUGAGGUGAAAAAUUCGAAGGUUCAAGAAGAAAAGCUUGGAGCACUUGAUUUCAUGAAAAAAGAUGAACAUUUACUAUUAUGUUAUUGUUUUGAUGUCUUUUUCUCUCGAUGUAAAUUUUUUAUAAAACAUUUUAAUUUACUUAUAAAAUGAAAUAUAAUAUGAAAAAAUGCUA
Molecule: messenger RNA, 1204 nt
Organism: Parasteatoda tepidariorum (common house spider)
Lineage: Eukaryota; Metazoa; Arthropoda; Arachnida; Araneae; Theridiidae
Source: RefSeq, a predicted model, not a curated record